Molecule: messenger RNA, 1947 nt
Organism: Arachis duranensis
Lineage: Eukaryota; Viridiplantae; Streptophyta; Magnoliopsida; Fabales; Fabaceae
Product: cholesterol 22-monohydroxylase CYP90B51
Exons: 8
Coding region: 9-1526 (505 amino acids)
Biological process (GO): sterol metabolic process
Molecular function (GO): monooxygenase activity; heme binding; iron ion binding
Source: RefSeq, a predicted model, not a curated record
CUCCAUCCAUGUCUGACUCACAUCUAACUUUCUUUUCUCUUUCUUCUUCCAUUCUUGCUCUUCUUCUCAUCUUCAUUUUCAUCUUCAAGAGGAAGCAAACCAAACCCAAGCUCAACCUUCCACCCGGUAAAAUGGGCUGGCCCUUUCUUGGUGAAACCAUUGGUUACUUGAAGCCUUAUUCUGCUACCACCAUAGGAGAAUUCAUGGACCAACACAUAGCAAGGUAUGGUAAAAUUUACAAGUCGAAAUUGUUUGGUGAGCCAGCAAUAGUGUCAGCAGAUGCAGGGUUGAAUAGGUUCAUAUUGCAAAACGAAGGGAAAUUGUUUGAGUGCAGUUACCCGAGAAGCAUUGGUGGAAUACUUGGGAAAUGGUCGAUGUUGGUUUUGGUUGGUGACAUGCAUAGGGACAUGAGGGCCAUUUCACUAAACUUCCUCAGCCAUGGCAGGCUCAGAACACAUCUCUUGAAGGAGGUUGAGAACCACACCCUUCUUGUUCUUAACUCCUGGAAACACAAUUCCACCUUCUCUGCUCAAGAUGAAGCCAAAAGGUUCACCUUCAAUUUGAUGGCCAAACACAUCAUGAGCUUGGAUCCUGGGAAUGUUGAGACAGAAAAACUAAAAGAGGAGUAUGUCACUUUCAUGAAGGGUGUUGUUUCUGCGCCAUUGAAUUUACCCGGAACUGCAUAUAGAAGAGCAUUAAAGUCGAGGUCCACCAUACUCAAGUUCAUAGAAGCGAAAAUGACCGAAAGAGUGAGAAAGAUGGAAGAAGGAAAUGAGAGCUUGGAGGAAGAUGAUCUUCUAGGAUGGGUUUUGAAGCAUUCAAAUCUCUCAACAGAGCAGAUUCUGGACUUGGUUCUGAGUUUGCUCUUUGCUGGCCAUGAAACUUCGUCAGUAGCUAUAGCACUUGCCAUUUAUUUCUUACCCGGUUGUCCUCAAGCCAUGGAACAGUUAAGGGAAGAACACAGCGAAAUCGCCAGAGCUAAGAAACAAGCAGGGGAGGUUGAACUCACUUGGGAUGACUACAAAAGAAUGGAAUUUACCCACUGUGUUGUGAACGAGACACUUCGGUUGGGAAAUGUUGUGAGGUACCUUCACAGGAAGGCGCUUAAAGACGUUCGGUACAAAGGUUAUGACAUUCCAUGUGGGUGGAAAGUCCUUCCGGUGAUUGCAGCUGUGCAUCUGGAUCCUUCACUUUUUGACCAACCUCAACAAUUCAAUCCAUGGAGAUGGCAGAUCAAUGGUCGUCGUGGAAGUUGCUCAUCAUCAAACGGGAGUAGCAGUAAUAUCAACGCCAAUAACAAUAACACCACCACCACCACCAACAAUUUGUUCUUGCCGUUCGGGGGAGGACCACGACUAUGCGCUGGAUCAGAGUUAGCAAAGCUUGAAAUGGCUGUUUUCAUCCACCAUCUCGUCCUCAACUACCAAUGGGAGUUAGCUGAUUCCGAUCAACCUUAUGUAUACCCUUUUGUUGACUUCCCCAAAGGCCUACCCAUCACGGUCCAAAACCACUCAUAUCUCUCUUAGUACUUCAUUAUUAAAUUAGAUCUAGUGUUCAUUCCUCUCUCAAUAAUUAAUGUAAGUAAAGUUGCCUCAUCCACCAAUUGCAUCGCAUCAUUUAAAUUAAAAAGAAGAAAAAAAAAGCUUUUUGACUUUCUGGCCUUCUUUGCUCACUUGUACGUUCCAAGGGGGAAGACCGUCUCAAUAAUAAUAAUAAUAAUAAUAAUAAUAAUAAUAAUAAUAAUAAUAAUAAUAAUAAUAAUAAUAAAAAAAGUACAAGCAACGCCUUAGGACUUAGGACUACUGGACCACUCCUACUACGUACCUCUUAGCUUCUAUCUCUUUAUCCUUCUUCUAGGCUUUAGUAGUAGAAUUUUACUAUCCCGUAUCCGCCCUCCGCUUAUGCUGUACAUUAUUAUUCCUGAAUUGAAUAAUAUUUAUUCAUUUA